AUGUCCUUCGCUUAUGUGUGUGAUGCGGUCGUUAGGUUGAACGUAAUCUAUGAAGUCAUUUUAGGAGAGGUCUCAAACUUCGGCGCGCAUUUGCGACUUGUUUUUUUGAUGGAAAGAGGAUAUUGCGAUAAUGACAGCGGUAGAAAUGCUGCUGUAAACGAAUCUGUGCGUGAACGCUACGUGCCUCCGCAUCGACGUAAUCGUGACGGGGGCACUAGCGAUGCGCCGCGUCCACGCUACGACGAUAAUGAACGCUCGUAUGGUGAUGGAGGAGGCCGAAUGGGAGGAGGUGGUGGAGGAGGAUAUCGAGACGGAGGCAACCGUCGCGGUAACUAUGGUGGUGGAAGAGAGUCAUUCGAGAGAAUGCUCGUGGGGGUGAAGGUAACAACAUUUCUUCUGAAAGAAAAUGAUGAUCGUGACGGCGAAGCUCGAGGUGGCUUCGAUGACCGCGGCUACGGCGGCAGAAAUAGCGGACGAUUUUCGGAUCGUGGUUACGGCGGUGGCCAGCGUAAUGGUGGCGGUUAUGAUGGUGGUCGUGAUGACUAUCAGAAUUCUGGUGGCCGUGGCGGCUACAAUCAAAGAGGUUACGACUCACAACCGAUGCGCAGAGACAAUGGCGACCGCGAAGAGGCAAAAGGUCGGUGGGCAGGUCUACGUGACGAUGGAGUGCAAGCAAAGUGGGAGCAUCAACAACCACGUGAUGAACGCCUUGAAGCUGAGCUGUUCGCUGGUCAGCUAUCAGGAAUCAACUUCGACAAAUAUGAGGAAAUUCCUGUCGAAGCAACUGGAGAAGAUGUCCCACCGCCAAUUUCUCUUUUUGCUGAUCUGAAGCUUCAUCCAUGGAUUGAGGAGAAUAUCCAGAAAUCAGGCUAUAAUCGUCCGACUCCAGUGCAGAAAUAUUCGAUUCCAGCGCUGAAUAGCGGACGCGAUCUUAUGUCUUGUGCACAGACAGGUUCAGGAAAAACGGCUGCUUUCCUAGUGCCUGUUAUUAACGCCAUCCUUCAGGAUGGUCCUGGUGCGCAACACCCUCCAACAAUGUCACAUGGAGGUCGUAAGAAGCAGUACCCAUCAGCUCUGGUGCUUUCUCCGACAAGAGAAUUGUCUCUUCAGAUCUACAAUGAGGCGCGCAAGUUCAGUUACCGUACUCCGAUCACUUCGGCUCUACUUUACGGUGGAAGGGAGAACUAUAAAGAUCAAAUCAACAAACUUCGCCUGGGAUGCCACAUUUUGAUCGCCACACCAGGUCGACUAAUUGACGUGAUGGAUCAAGAAUACAUCGGUCUGAAAGGUUGUCGUUACCUCGUGCUUGAUGAAGCCGACCGCAUGUUGGAUAUGGGUUUCGAGCCGCAGAUCCGACAGAUUGUGGAUCUUUCUACUAUGCCUCGGAAAGGUGAUCGCGUAACAGCUAUGUUCUCCGCGACGUUCCCCAAAGAUAUUCAGGUGCUCGCACAAGAUUUCCUGAUGCCAAACUACGUAUUUCUUGCAGUUGGUAGGGUUGGUUCGACUUCGGAAAAUAUUAUGCAGAAGGUGGUUUGGGUCGAAGAGCAUGAGAAGCGGUCAUAUUUGAUGGACCUACUAGACGCAGGAGGCCAAAAUUCGCUGACACUAGUAUUUGUCGAAACAAAGCGAGGAGCUUCUGAUCUUUCAUAUUACUUAUCAAACAAUAAUUAUGAAGUGGUCGCUAUUCAUGGAGACUUGAAGCAGUUCGAAAGAGAGAAACACUUGGAUUCGUUCAGGUCUGGCGCUACUCCUAUACUGGUAGCUACGGCAGUUGCAGCUCGAGGGUUAGAUAUCCCUAAUGUGAAGCAUGUUAUCAACUACGAUCUACCUGCAGAAAUCGAUGAAUACGUCCAUCGUAUUGGACGCACAGGGCGUGUUGGAAAUAUAGGUCUUGCGACAUCGUUCUUCAACGAGAAGAAUCGCAACAUCGCUAGAGAUCUUAUGGACUUGAUCGUUGAAGCGAAUCAGGAGUUGCCAGAUUGGCUUGAGCGUGUCGCAGGCGAUGUGGCCCGAUUUGGAACUCGGAGCGGCGGAGGUCGUGGAGGUCGGGGAAGCGGUGGUCAGAAAUUCGGAGGCCGCGAUCAUCGUAUCCAGUAUAGCAGCAACCAAGGAGGUCAAGGUGGAGGCUUUGGGGGGCAGCAGUCCAGAGGCUUCCAGGGCAGUGGUGGUGGUUUUGGUGGCGCAGCACCGCGUCAAAGCAAUCGUGCUCCUCCAUCAGAGGACUGGUUUGGCAACUAG
Molecule: messenger RNA, 2238 nt
Organism: Ostertagia ostertagi
Lineage: Eukaryota; Metazoa; Nematoda; Chromadorea; Rhabditida; Trichostrongylidae
Source: the annotation of a GenBank genome assembly